Molecule: messenger RNA, 288 nt
Organism: Protopolystoma xenopodis
Lineage: Eukaryota; Metazoa; Platyhelminthes; Monogenea; Polystomatidea; Polystomatidae
Source: the annotation of a GenBank genome assembly
AUGUGGACGAGACCUGCUGCCUCGAGACGGCGGGACACAGGAUUGAUACAGAACAGAAGAUGCAACCCUCCGGAACACCACGUCUUGCAGGCUACGGCCAUUCCACAUCAGAACCAGUCGAGGCUUACCGUUCCGCCGGGACUCGGCUGGAUUCAGCAAAAAGAUACCUCCUCCCCACGACAGGCUCGGUGUCGACGCGUCGUCACGCCUCGUCCGCUGCGGCUGCUCGUCGAGGCUGAUCGGAUCAGCAGCGAUCUGUCCGGUCGUCAGGCGGGCGCUGGCUCGUGA